Messenger RNA from Amoebophrya sp. A25, 6965 nucleotides. Lineage: Eukaryota; Dinophyceae; Syndiniales; Amoebophryaceae. The record is from the annotation of a GenBank genome assembly.
GCAGAGGGAAAUUACCUACCAACCAAGAGAAUGACCAUAGUCAAUCACGAAAAAAAUGAAGUUGGAACACGUUCCGCUUUCCACGCGGCGAUCGAACCAUCGGCAGGCACUCUUUGUUGCCGUGCUGGUCGGAGUUUGCAGCGUUCCUCUGUUUAGUAUGACUCAAGCAGUGGGCAAGCGCAAGGAGAAGCAGCUUCUCCGGCGAGAGGAAGCAACAGCGCUAGAUGAAUCUUCGGGAGAUCGAUAUCAUGCGACCACGAGCGGGCAGAAGCUGUUAGUAGGAGAUGCUGGUCAGUCGGCGAAUGAUGAAACAGAAGAUCGUUUCGGUCGCUUACCGCGCGAGAUCGAUACGCCGGCGCCUGCUGACAUGAAUAAAGGAAAUACCGUCUUAGUUGAUCCGGAUGCGUGGAACGAGUUUUUAACCGAGGAAGAUGAAGAUUCGCGAGGAGGCUCCAAGAGACAGUCUAAAAUGCGGGCACGUGCCACACCCGGAGCGUUCUCGGCACUACAGAUUCACGCUGCAGCACCAUUCAUGGCGUUGCGCAUGGGGAAAGACCUACUCAAAUAUGCAGCAUUAUUCGCUUUCCUCGGAUUCAUUUGGAUUUGGCUGAAGAAAACUUGUACAUCUGAAAAUUUCAAUCUGAGACGACUACCCGGUUUCUCACGACUUUUCCGCUUCCUGAACAUAGACGAGUUCCAAGAGCAAAAGAUACUGGUGCAGAUUAUACAAGCGAAGGAUUUGAAAGGUGCCGAGUCUCAUUGUUUGUCGUUAAGUUCUUGAUUUCGGUUUUCCUCUUAAUUAUUUUUGGCUCAACAUUGCGCUUGCGGGGGAUCUGAUUUAGUUUAUCAGACUGAGAGUGAGAUCUUGUGCUUGAAAAUUUGACUUUUUCUGAGCUCCCCUAAACCAACUAAGUAGUACUACACUAUAAGAAUCGCAGGUAAAGGCGAAAAAACUUUGCUGCUCAAAGAUGCGAUGUUCAAGGGUAGUGUCGCGUUUUGGUACGAAGCGUUUGAAACGGACGCCAAGGCCGACUGUGACUUCGGGCAGACUCGCUUCAUGACGGUCCCGCAGGGUGCUUCGUCCACCACGUUCUCUGUCGUUUCCGUAGGCACCGUAAGCAAUUCCGUUGUCGGGACUGCGGUGGUGCAAACGAAGCGGGACAUUCUUGACCGCGAAAAGAGUUUUUGGGGCGCGAAGCAGACCUACCGACUGAAGGACGACCAGGGACAGAUAUCGGGUUCUCUUGUCGUUAAAUUUCGACGUUUGUCCGCAGAUCAAGAGGAGAACUACUACACACCACUUUUGCAGGGCGUGGACAACGAGUCGGGACUAGGUGCAGAAUUGCUGAAAAUCGCGUUGAAGUUGCAACUGCCAGAAUCACUGCGCAACAUCAGCGGCGAACUCAAGUGCCAGAUGCUGGCGGAGGUGCUGCACGGUCGGGUUGCAGAGGUAGAAGACGGCGUCGUGCAAGAAACGCUGUACUUGAAAGUUCAUCACUGCACGCUCGGUCGAGUCGAUUUCGGCGCGCGGCAGCUCGAAGCGAAGAAGGCAAAGGGAAAGGGCAAACAGGGUUUGCCGAAAAAAUUCUUUUUCUGCCUCUACGAGUCGAAAAAACUAGCUGAGUCAAUGGCAAAGGAACCGAUUGUUUUUUGCUCUAUGGCCGCCAUCAAAAGCAUCAAAAUUUCCCAGAAGCGCCAGGACGAAUUCACAGUGAAGUGGGAUCUCUCCCUAGCGCGUGGCGGCACGGCAAAAACUGACGAGAAGAAAAAGAAGAAGAGCGACACAGAAGACAUCGCCUUGCGGGCAAAGGACAAAGACAGAGACCUCUGGAUUGAAGCACUCGACUUGUUGCGCGAGGCAGUCUAUACGUUGGACGUACUUUUUUUCCAUUAUACAUUCAUAAAUAUAGAUACUUCUCUUGUCUGCUAGGUAUAUGCAAACAAAUGACAAUUAUUUUCUCACGUUGCGCCUCGUGUCUUCUCUUCUGAUGGCGCAGAGCGUCGCAUAAUCUAGGUGCUGGCAUGCUAGCGAGUGUUAGACUUCAAUUUCUUGGAAUGGAAUCGUUCACGGCUUUAGUAAGUUAGUGACUCAGUGCUCAUCUUCUUCUAGUACUACUAGACUUGAGCGCCCGGCAGCACUCCUCCCACUAGGAUCAUGCCAUCCACCCCCGCGACGCACUUUCUCAAUGCAAUCCCGGCGCGGCUUCGUUUCCCCGGCUCCUCCCCCGCCCAACAACCGUCUGGCGGCGUGGAUCGUUGGAGCUAGAGUCGAGCGGGGGACGGCGUGCGGCCAUUGAUUGAAACGGCACAGAUCGAAGUCGUUGGCCUGUAUGUUUCUCCUUCUUGUGGUAGGUUUGGCCUUCUUUGCCUGCGUGCAAGUUGCGGCGCUCGGUCUUGCAACUUGUCAAGCUAAGUGCUCGCCCUCUUGUGAUACAAUCAAAGACGUUGGGUUGGAAUUUUUUUAAUUUCAUUUUUAUUAGAUAUGGCCAGGGCUCCGGCCUGCCUUCGAAGGUGAGACCUCUGGGGCUGACAGGACCACGACAGCGCCGGCGCUCAGUUAGUCGCUGUAGAUAAUUACUUGCUUGGCCUUUCUUUUUUCGGUUUUUGUUUUUUCUAGUUAGGCCUGCUCCGCCAGCUUUGUUAGAUAUAAGUAAUCAAAAGCGCUGGACCUGAAGUCCCAAGUUUGAAACUUUGAGACAUUGACUGGGGCGCCACCUUUAGCCUUAAGCGUCCAGCUUUGGGCCCGCAGCUUUGGGCUCUCGCCGGCGCGAUUUCGCUUUUGAGUUUUCAACUUUGAGCUUUCAGCUUUGGGCUUUCCCCUUUGUUUGGGUCUUCGGCUUUGAGUUUUCAGGUGUGGGCUUUCAGCCUCUCAGCGCUUUAAGCUUUACGCUUAAGCCCUCAGCUUCCAAUCUAGAGCGUUCAACUUCGAGCAUUCAGCUUUCGGCCUUGGGGCUGGGGCUUUCGACUCUCAGUCUUGCGGCUAAGCCGAUAAAGCCAAAAGCUUAGGCUUUUUGUGCAAAGUUUUUAGUUUUAACGCCCACGAAUUAAUAAUUUAAGUCGCAGCGUGCUUCAUAUUUAUAAGCACUCGAUGUCGUGUCAGGGGUUCGCGUGUUCGUGUGGUGCUGUGUUUGUUGGUUUAUUUGAAGAGAAUCGAAAGGCCUGCGAUGGGGGUCGCAUGUUUUUGGUUCAAGUGUUAUCGGUUCCGGUGUUUUUGGUUCGGUGUGCGUUGGGUUCGGAUGUUGGAGGGAUCGGCGUUGCUUUUUUAUUUAGGUCUUUAGUAUUCGAGGGCAACACUUCGAUAAAUUUAUGAUUCUUGCUCUGGGCAUGGGUUUUUUAAAUGUUUAACUUUUUGCAGUUCAAAUCGUAAAAGUUUUGAUUUUAUUAAGUUCAUGAGUCCAUGAGUCCACGAGUUCGGGCGCUGGGGGUUCGGGAGUGGAAAAGUGAGAGUGGUCUGGGGCUCGGAAGUGGAAGAGUGAGAGUUUGGCGGGGUCGUUGUUGGUUUUUUCUUUAGCUCUUUACUUAGUAUUACCUUGGGGUUUGUUAAUAUACUCGUUCUGCAUAAUUGCUUACCAUGAUGAUCAUCCACCAUGGCAUCAUCCAUCACAUGAUUGAAUUCAGGAAAUCAAGAAGGACGAGCAUGUGCUGAAAGAGAACAAAGAUAAGUUCGUGAAGAUUUCGCAGGCUGCAAUCGAAGCUCACGGCUGUCCUAGCACCGCAGAAGACUGGAAGGGAUGGCAUGACAUGAUGGAGAGUCAGGGCUGCGACGAGGAGACGCUAAAACACAUCUACAAGCAAUUGGCUCUGUGGAUCGAGCAGAACAACAUCGAGCAAAAAUGGAAAGAGGACAUCAAGCCGACGGUGGAGAAAGAACAUGAAUUUUACGAAGAAGACAAAGUGUGGCGGCGAGAUGUGCUCGACGAAAAUGCAGAAAGAGAAGAAACCAUCACCGACGUUGUGUCCAACCUCUUUUCAAGAGCACCGGUGCCAGGUCCUGGGAAGGGCAGGAAGGCAGAAGGCGAGCGAGGUUCUGGCCGACGGACUUCAGCUGUCGACGGAGAACUAAUUAUCGAAGAAGGUGGCGAUGACGGCGGCGGACCUCGGGAACGAGGAGGUAGCCCGCUUGCAACCGUCGACAUCACUGCACCUUAUGACUUUGGCGGAGGUCGAGGAAAAGGCAGUCCAAGGCCGACGGCUGGCAAGACCGGGAAAGGCGCUGGUAGUGUCGUGAAGGGCGGUAAGAAUAAGAAAGGCAUGACCACUCCGCGUGGCGACCUGAAGGGUAGAAAAGCCGAAGGAGAGAACAUCGAUUACGACGAAAUUCACGAGCUGGCAGCGGCGGCCAGGCGCGGAUCAGUACAUCCUAGUACAAAAGGCAAACUUGUGCGUGGCGAGGGUGAAGCUCAAGCACCAGGCGACGGAAUUGAAGAAGGAAAAGACGAUGACGUCGGAUACGGUACUUUCGGGGACACGAUUCCAGGUCGAGGUAGUCGUGGCGGUCUCUACGGCGUUACUGCAGCAGAUGCUGCUGGCCUCGGAGGUGACGAGCGGGGACGAGAAGUGUAUGCAAAUGAGAGGUAUUUGCACGAAGAGCUGCUUGCCCAGACAACUCCGCCACGAUGCUUUCAGCGUGUCGGACGCGCAAUCGAUUCUAUCCUUGAACCCCUCGUCGACUGCAUCUCACCGCCGCCUGCCAAGGAUGAUCGUCUGGAUGGAGGUUUACUGGAUGCUCGAGGACGACUGCGUGAAGGCGAAAAACAGAAAAGGGCGCUUCGACCACCGCCACAUUUGCUAUCCGCGAUGGUGAAACACACAACGCCAGAACAGUGGCCGCAUUUAGGUGUCACCGGUUGGGAGCAGAAGCGGGUGGACUCUUCGGUGUUGCUCGACAAAAGCCUAACAAGCACACAAAAACUGAUCCAGCUUUUUGGGUUGCGGCUCGAUUGGAACAAGUUCCCUGUCGUUGUCGUCUCAGGCGUCUCACCGCAGAGUCGUGCGGCUGCCGCGGACGUACAUGUUGGCGACUUCUUGCUGCUUUUCGCUGGUCAUCGCAUUGCGGACGUUGGAAAAAAAUCGUUCUUUCUCGAAGCGCACGACGCAAUGGUGCGCGCACAACAUCUGGCGGCAGUCGAGGCAACUGCCAGCAUGAGUGAAAUUUCGGAAAUCCUAGGUCAGGACCUAGACAUGCGCAACGUGCGUUCACCCGACGACGCGCUUAUUUGGACCAUCACCCAGAAGCUGCAGCAGCACCAAGCCGAGGCACCGCCUCCACUGCCUGGCAAAGCCACACCAGCGCCAUCUUCCGCAGUCGCGAGCUUCCUCUUUCUCAGCUUGAAAUUUGCAGGACAAUACGUACAGAUGUCGCCGGACGAGGUGGAUCUAGGUUUCGCGGUGCAGGGCAAUCAGGUGGCGCUCGCGCUAGUUGGCGGCUGGGCCUCUAAGCAUGAACUUCGCCGUGGCGACGAAGUUGUGAUGUUGGGUUCGACGCACUGUCUCCUUCUCGGCGACCACCAGAGUGCGCAAGAGCUGCUGGAGGACGCAUUAUAUGGAACGAAGAACAAGAAGAGCGGAGACACUUCUGAGGACCAUGACGCGGAAGAAGAUAAAGAUGAAACAACAGGCAGCUCUGGCCAUGCCCUUGUCGCUAAAAACUUGCGAAAGCAAGCCCUGUCAGCGUCAGGUCGGUCAAAACCAAAACGACCAUUGCACAUGCUGAUUCGACGCAUCGACAACACGGAUUUUCCAGAAGAUGGACCGGCGAGACUCGCAGAAGUCUCUUUGGAGCGACCGCUCCCUGUGAUAUUCGAAAAGGCGAUCGUGCGUCCUCUGGGUGUUGAUCGCGAGUGCUUUAGAACUUCGCGGAACACACAUUUUUUGCAUAGGGAACGAAAAAAAGGCAGCGAAGCACGCGUGUUCGACCUCGAUAUGUACAUGGAAAAUCACUUUGACGAUGAGGCGCUUAGCAGUGGCGAUGACUGUGUUGACGUUGAGGAUGAACACCGUCAUGAGAAUGAUGCCGAUUCGCAUGAUGACCUCGCCAAGAAACGUGGACUUGUAAUACCGGAAACAACAAAAGACGAAGAAGCCGAGGAACCGGUGGCAACGCCGCGGGGACGCACCGGGAAAGGCAAAAAGGGCAAGAAGAGCAAAGACGGCAAGCUUUCGCCUGUUGGAAAGAUGAUGAAGAAGAAAGGAAAGAAAGGCAAGGGUCGAAGCCGUUCGGGGUCACCCUCCUCGCGAUCUCCUUGGCCGCCGAAGAAUAAAUCGGCUCCGCGUUCGAGAGAAGGCAGCAGCCGAAGUCUGUCAGCACCUCGGAGACCCCCCAAUGCGAAAGGGAAGGCAGCUCCCCCAAAAAAAUGUCGACUAGGUCGCGCCGAAGGUGAAGCCUCUCCGACACCAAGUCCACGUGGAAGCGUCAGUGGUUCUCCGCCUGGUAGAAGUAGACCGCCUUCCCCACGACCGCCGGGCUCAUCAACAAAGGGAGAUCAGUCGAAAAGUCGCAGUCCUUCUGCAUAUCCAGAACGGCCUCCUUCGAUGAACACAGCACCUUUAUCCGGUGCGGGUAGUCUGUGGAGCCAAUACAACCGCACUGGGGCGAAGGCGCAAUCUGAGAGGUCACCCGAACAAGAAGCAGCGGCAAUCCUCCAGGCUCGAGCGCGUGGAAAGAAGCCGCAUGAGCACAAGGGCAAGGGAAAGAAAAAAGGCAAAGGAAACAAACACUGAGCAGGCGCCUGAAAUGUUAUAAAGCUCCCACUAAUUGAAAUUAUGUCCUCGCCCUCCGGAUACCUGUUUUGUCAAAUACAAAACUGUUCAAGGAAGAGCCUAGACGAGUCACGGUUUGUGUAAAACAGUCAUUUUGAUUUUUGAAUAGUAAGCAAACACGUCUUUCCAAAUUCGCAGCCUUAGGCAAAUGGCGAAUACGAAUCCCAUUCUUGAUUAUCGCGAUCGCGAAUUUUCGGAACGCGCAC